Hemiscyllium ocellatum (epaulette shark) is the source of this 1602-nucleotide messenger RNA. RefSeq names its product ankyrin repeat domain 34Bb (gene ankrd34bb). Gene Ontology annotation, molecular function: protein binding. Lineage: Eukaryota; Metazoa; Chordata; Chondrichthyes; Orectolobiformes; Hemiscylliidae. The transcript has a single exon. Bases 1 to 1602 code for a protein of 533 amino acids. The record is from RefSeq and is a predicted model, not a curated record.
AUGGACACAGCCAUGGAAGUACACACAGAUGGUAACUCUCUGUUAAAAGCUGUCUACCUGAGCAGACUGCGCCUCACCAGAUUACUGCUGGAAGGUGGGGCUUACAUCAAUGAAAGUAAUGAACGUGGCGAAACCCCUCUAAUGAUUGCUUGCAAGACAAAGCAUGUGGACCAACAAAGCAUCAGCAAAGUGAAAAUGGUGAAAUAUCUUCUGGAAAACCAGGCAGAUCCUAAUAUUCAGGACAAAUCAGGAAAGACUGCUUUAAUGCACGCAUGCAUAGAGCAGGCUGGUGCCGAGGUCAUAGCAUUACUGCUGGCAAGUGGAGCUGACCCAAGUUUAGAAGAUCAUUCAGGUGGUUCUGCUUUAGUUUAUUCAGUAAAUUCUGAUGACAAGGAAGCCCUAAAGGUACUGCUGGAUGCCUGUAAAGCAAAAGGAAAAGACGUAAUUAUCAUCACAAUGGACAAGUCACCCUCAGGCAGGCAGACGACUAAGCAGUAUCUAAAUGUACCCCCUUCUCCGAACAUUGAAGAUCGCCAUUCACUAAUGUCUUGCACUUCACCCUCCGAUAUUGAGCUGAAAACAUCAUCACCUCCUUUAACAAACAAUAUGGUGAAAGAUAAGCAGGUUUUUAACUUCAGAGACCCAGUUCACCUCUUCAGUGACAAAGAUUCCUCUGAUUCAGCUUCUCCAAACAGGAGGUCUAACCAGCCACGAGCUGAGGCCAAGUUUCCACAGUUGCAAAGGUUGAACUCUGAACCUUGGUUGGCCAUUCCUUCUUCACUCUCAUCUCAGCAUAAAACAUCUUCAUUUCAUGAAGAGAUCCAGAACCUAACCACAGAAGAAAAUCUCUCCCUGAAAAUCAAUGGCUUAACUCUUCCCAAGCGACUCUUUACCAGGCAUCAGAGUAUUGAUGUCAAAGAGACUGCAGCCCUCUUAAGAACCUUAGACCAAGAAUCAGCUUUAACUGCUCCAAGAAAAUUUUCCUGUGAUGAAAUACACUCUCAACCACUUCACCCAGGGCUGUGUUGUAGUAAUACAAUUCCUGUAGACCAGGAUCCAGAUUCAAUACAAACAAUUUCUGUUUCAAGUUUACAGAGUAUUGUCCAGAAAAGAAACUUGGGCCUUGAUCAUUAUAAUUCUGACUCACAGCUCACAAUAUGUUCAAAGCAAACAGUAACAGAUGAAAGCAAAAUGUUACUGGAUCGGAAGAAAAUGGUUACUUCUCCAUUAUCUGUGCUAACUAGUUCGAGAGAGUCUCUGGAUAAUUUGCCAACUGGGUCUCUGAGCACUGCAGGCAAGAAACACACUGGGAUUUUGGAGAGGCGAGGUUCGGGGACCCUGCUCUUAAAUCAGAUUUCACAAACAAGACCAGGCUACCUCCCACCUUUAAAUGUCAAUCCUCAUCGUCCAGUUCCAGAUACCACAGCCAACAACAAAGGCCCUGCAUCACUUCCCAAUGCCACAAAGUCUCUAAUACCAUCAGCUCCAAACACUCAAAAACGAACAGAUGUCAAAACCAAAAAGAUGUUGUUCAGGAGACAUUCAGUCCAAGUAGAGCAAAUGAAACAGCUGGCAAAUUUUGAGGAAAUAUUUGGACAGUGA